Cavia porcellus (domestic guinea pig) is the source of this 1704-nucleotide messenger RNA. It is a transcript of the gene Ascl2, whose product is annotated as achaete-scute family bHLH transcription factor 2. Gene Ontology annotation, cellular component: nucleus. The record is from RefSeq and is a predicted model, not a curated record. NCBI's taxonomy places the organism in Eukaryota, Metazoa, Chordata, Mammalia, Rodentia, Caviidae. The coding region runs from base 725 to 1306 and encodes 193 amino acids. Gene Ontology annotation, molecular function: protein dimerization activity; DNA-binding transcription factor activity, RNA polymerase II-specific; E-box binding. The transcript has 2 exons. Gene Ontology annotation, biological process: positive regulation of transcription by RNA polymerase II; axon development; sensory organ development.
GGCCCUGGGGGUCUCGGGCGCCUCUCCACAGCUGGGAUGUUGCCACUGCCACGCCAGCUACCCCAGCGGGAGCUGAGCGUGUAGACUACGGGCGGUUCUUGGGGCUUGAGUGCUGUGUGCGGGAGGGCGGGGGAUACAGGAAGGUUACGCCCGGGACUGCUGACAGUUCCUGGAGGUUGGGACCUCCAGACAGCCGCUGGUCGCACGCAGGAUUUGCGUGAGGCGCUCUGGGAGGCGCACUAGGCACCUGCCAGGAGCAAGGGGGCGCAUUAGCAACCUGCAGGUUGUGCCCCCGGGCGAUUAGGCGGAGAGCGCGCGCAAGGUUUGGCUUUUGUAGAGGGGGAGGGCAGAGCGUGUCUGGAGGGCGAGGCAGAGGAAGGAGGGUGUGAGAAAGGCGGCGGCGCGGAGGAGGGUUAUCUAUACGUUUAAAAACCAGCUGCCUGCGCUGCGCACCCGCGGAGAUUUGGCCGCACGCGCGGGACGCGAGUGCCCGGCGCUUCGCAGUGUGCACAGCCCAUCACCCUCUUAGCCUCCUGCACAAGCAGUCCCCGGGCUCCAGACGAUCUGGGACAGGUUCCCCGGUGAGUUGCUCGGCAGCACAGCAUUCCGAGGCCUUCUUGGGGCGCAGUCAUCCCCGUCCCACCGACCGUGCUUCCAUUGCGCGCACUUUCUUUGCAGCGCGCCGGGCCUGUGAGCAGGCGCCCCGCGGGUGGAUGCGGGCGCGAUGGACGGCGGCGCACUGCCCAGACUCGCGCCUUCUUCGCCUGCAGUCCCUGUCGCCUCUGCUGCCGGGCAGAGAUCCAUAUCACCGGAACUGCUGCGCUGCAGCAGGCGGCGGAGGCCCGGCGCGGUGGAGUCCGGGAGCUGCGCGGCGGCCGUAGCGCGGCGCAACGAGCGCGAGCGCAACCGCGUGAAGCUGGUGAACUUGGGCUUCCAGGCGCUGCGGCAGCACGUGCCGCACGGCGGCGCCAGCAAGAAGCUGAGCAAAGUGGAGACGCUGCGGUCGGCGGUGGAGUACAUCCGCGCGUUGCAGCGCCUGCUGGCUGAGCACGACGCUGUACGCACUGCGUUAGCCGGGGGGCUGCUGGCGCCAGCCACGCGGCUCCAGGUUUCCCGCGAGCCUCCUGAGACCUCACCCACUGCCACUUCGCCUUCCUGCUCCUCAUCGUCCCCAGGCGGCGAGGGUAGUUCAGAGCCCGAGUCUCCGCGCUCCGCCUACUCCUCGGACGACAGCGGCUGCGAGGGCGAGUUGAGCCCUGCGGAGCGCGACCUGCUCGACUUCUCUAGCUGGUUAGGGGGCUACUGAGCGCCCUCCACUCCGAGAUCUGGACGCCUGGCGGCAGGAGCACCUGUCACCUGGAACCCGCCAGGUGGGGACCGGCCCGUGCUCUGUACCCCCCUAGCCAGGGAUCCGGCCAACAUUGCCUGUCCUGCCCAGCCUGACAAGUGCUUUGUGGAACCAACCCGCCUGGCCUCUCAUGGAUUGGCAGCUUCCGCCGGCCCUCCCCAGCUGGGUACCACAGCCUGGAUGUUUUUUACAGAGGACAGGAUUUUACAAGGACACAAGAAAUCUUUUUUUUUUUUUUUUUUUAAAGCACAUUAACUUGAACUGCUGGAAGGACUCUUGAAAAUAAGAAGACUUAUUUUUAUACAAAGUAGCCUUAGGCUUGGAGCACAAUAAAGAUUGUUUGCUUCCCUUCACAA